GCAUUUCUAAAUGUGUAUGUGAAAACUUCUUUCUUUACGAGGAACUUUAAUCACAAUGUAUUUUUAAAUAUGGAUCAUAUAACCGAAGUACCGUACUGUCUGUCACAGUGAAAGUUCGUGUUUAUGCAAAAACAAUUAGGGCCAUUUUCAGUUUGUCAAUGUUGGCUGUAUGUUUUGCUGCCAAUCGUCUGUUAGUAAGCUAAGGUAGAAGGUGUAGGCUGUAGUGUAUAUUUUCGUGUGUUGAGAAGGUAGAUGCGUGUUGCUGGAAAAAGAACCAGUGCUGCGAAAGACUGUUGUUUUUUUUCUUCUUUUUUUCGACGGUCGCGUUCACAAGUCGUUUUUGUUGUAUCUCUUACGCACUAUAAAUAAAUCACUUGUCGAAUUUAGUCUGUGUGACAGUAAUGCAUUUAUUUUAUGCAAAAAUGUUUCAUAAAAUAACGUGAAUGCAGGAUAUGCCUGAUGACAUUUGUUCCGCGGUGUUGAUUAGAAACACAAGUUUGGAAUUCCGACACCAGGACCGAGUGUGACUAUGACGUCUAUGCUCCCGUUUACACCUCCAAUUGUGAAAAGAUUAUUAGGGUGGAAGAAAGGGGAAGGCGAGGAUAAGUGGAGCGAGAAAGCAGUGAAAAGUUUAGUGAAGAAACUGAAAAAGACAGGAGGAUUGGAAGAACUCGAGAAAGCAAUUACAACACAAGACAUCAAUACCAGAUGCAUCACCAUCCCUAGGUCAUUGGAUGGAAGACUGCAAGUAUCACAUAGAAAAGGUUUACCUCACGUUAUCUAUUGCCGACUGUGGCGCUGGCCGGAGUUACAGUCGCAUCAUGAGCUCAGAGCAAUUGAAUCGUGUGAAUAUGCCUUCAACUUGAAACGUGAUGAGGUCUGUGUUAAUCCUUAUCACUAUCAGCGAGUGGAGACACCAGCACUACCAGCUAUCUUGGUACCACGUCAUCCGACACCACCAGAUGAAUUAUUUUCAGUUUCUACACCACUGUCGGUAACUAGUCCAGAAAAUGACCACGGUGAGAUGUGUUCAUCAGUACCCGAGAAUACAUCGUUCACACCAUCACCUCCACCGUCACAUCCUGGUCUGCCUGCUACACCAACUCUACCAGCAACUGAAACACCACCACCUGGCUACAUGUCCGAGGAUGGUGACAAUAUUGACCGAAGUGAUAAUAUGAGUUUACCACGUCUCUCGCCCACCCCUCCUGUUGAUGCACAGCCUGUAAUGUAUUGCGAGCCAGCAUUCUGGUGCUCCAUAAGUUACUAUGAAUUGAACACUCGUGUUGGUGAGACUUUCCAUGCAUCUCAGCCAUCCAUUACAGUUGAUGGUUUCACAGAUCCUAGCAAUUCGGAGCGAUUUUGCCUUGGUCUGCUUUCAAAUGUGAAUCGGAACACUGUGGUGGAGCAGACACGUCGCCACAUUGGCAAGGGUGUGCGACUUUAUUACAUUGGAGGAGAGGUAUUUGCUGAAUGUCUGAGUGAUUCUUCAAUCUUCGUGCAGUCCCCAAAUUGCAAUCAGCGCUAUGGUUGGCACCCAGCUACUGUAUGCAAAAUCCCACCAGGUUGCAACUUGAAGAUCUUCAAUAAUCAAGAAUUUGCGGCACUUCUUUCCCAGUCAGUGAGCCAGGGCUUUGAGGCAGUUUACCAACUGACUCGAAUGUGCACUAUACGCAUGAGUUUUGUCAAAGGAUGGGGAGCAGAAUACAGACGCCAAACAGUGACAUCAACACCGUGCUGGAUUGAACUCCAUUUGAAUGGACCACUGCAAUGGCUUGACAGGGUGCUGACACAGAUGGGGUCACCACGAUUACCGUGCAGUUCAAUGUCCUGAAAAGGAACAGAUGCUACUGUCUGCCCAUUGACAGCCUGAGAUUUAAGCAUCUGUGCUGCAUCCUACCAUAUGAGCUGUGUAGUUGUUUGUGCUUUUCACUUGUCUGUGUUCCUUAGUACUUGAGGCUCAAGUGUUUUGUUUCUCAUCAGGUGCUAAACCAAUUCUGUUGUCAAAUUUAUCUGUCAGUGAUGAUUGCUUCAGGAAAUAUGCAGAUAACAAUUUGUUUUUGUUUUUACUGUUUUGUGCUCAGCUUUUGCAAAUAUGUAAAUAUAUAUUUCUCUGUUUUGUAUCUUUGUGUGCGGCAUUUUAUAUUAAAGCCUGCAAAGAUAUACUAUCCUUUCGUGCACAUGUAUAGUAAACAUUACUCUUGUGUAACUGUUAAUGGAACAGAAUAGAAAGAUAGACUGAUUUUUCAUAGUGGCAAAGUUUUGCUGUGUCUUAAUGUAGCUUGUUUCAGGAAUUAUUACUUGUUUAGAGUUAAGAGUUUGAGAUCACUGUGUUUUGUUAUAAUUAUUUUUUAUAUUUGAGUGUCUCAUGUUGGUUGACUGUACUACUUCUUCCUAUUUAUACCAAAUACUACAAGUACUCAUUAGCUGUCCAGGAAGCUGUAAAAGUAGCUUAAUACAUAUGGACAUUAAAGGUAACUAACUUUGUUAUCAGUAUUUGAUAGAACUCUUGGAGGGAUAAGUACUGAAUGUAUUGCUUCAUGUGUUUAUUGCAUACCUUGAACACACUGUUCUCAGCAAGUGUUCUGUGCUGUAUUGCACAAUUUUAUUUACUGCAUUUUUGCUAUUUAUUUGACAUAAGUAUAUUAGGAAUAAUUUGAGAGACUGUAUGAAUAAUUUCAAGUAUGCUUCUGCCUAAUGGAAAAACAAGUACAGUGUAUACUUAAAGAAGUGUGUAACUUUUAAUACAGAUAAGCUUUUUCUGAAUGUACUCAACAUCUAACUGGUGCUGUAUUUUUGGAGAAGAGUAUGUUUUUCUGCUGUGAAAUAUUGUGAAGCAUGUCAUAUGGAAUGGUAUUCUGUAAUUAAAUGUAAACAAAAACUAUGCAGCUUCCUACAGAGUUGUUUAUACAUCGUCUCUGCUGAUAUUUCCUCAUUGUGUGACAAGUUUUGGAAAGAUGCUGGACAGGUAGUCAGCAGAAGCUAGUUACAUUCUCAAAGACUCAAAGAUGAUGAUCUCGUCCCUACUUUUAUGUGUUUUUAAUAGGGCCAGGGAAUAUUACUCAUGGCAAAUGGAGUUAAUCCUGUCAGUUUUCUUAUGCAUGUGUGUGUACUUCAUUGUAUUUCUUUAUGUUUAUUUUUCUGUUUUCCUUCUCAAUUUAAUUGAAAACUUUCUUCUUCUUCUUCUUUUCUUAUUCUUCUUACAGAUGAACCAGUACUUCUCAACAUCCUUUACCAUUAAGAAAAAUGACAAAAUGGACAUAAUUAUUUUUGAGUGCUCUGCUCUGAAAUUUAGUUUCAUAUUCUUCAUUACUCACCAUCUCCAAUUUUUUCUUCUUUCUAUUGUUCACUAAAUUUCAACUGUUUAAUUCACAUAAUAGUGGAGCACUUUAAUUUCCUUUCUAUCCUCCCAUUUUUGUUGAUUCAGGUAGAAUUCUUAUUUUGAAAGUAACUUCAGUCUGCUGUGAGUUGAACAAAACUCACUGAAAUAUGGCUGGUCUGUUGUAUACUGUCUUCCAUUACUGUUUAAGUGUGGCCCUUUUAGUACAGUAUCAAGUACCAACAACAGUCACACUAUUAUGCAUUGAGGUAAGAUGUACAUACAAGUCCCCUUCUGCCACUUAAAUUACAUUUGAGUUCUCAGUUUGCCAAAACCAAUAUUUUCAGAGUCAUUUGCGGUCAUCAUUUAUAAUUUCUCAAGUCAGUAUUAUUAAUUGAUUGGAAAAAUGGCAUAUGCCCUAAACAGCUCUAUUGGAGAUGUGCUGAAAAGAUUGCAUAACUUUUACACUAGACUCUCAUCUUCAUUUCCCUUGUAUCCAGCAUCAAGUUGAGUUGCCACAUUUAUGGUACUUCUCCACUCUCACUUGGUUUUCCACCAUUCUUCUUGUAUAAGUGUUGUUCCAAUCCAGGUUCCUUCUUCUUAAACUGGGUCUCAAUUGAGUCGAUUCAUCUUGCUCCUGGCCUCCAGCAUUCAUUUUUGAUAUUCUUCCACCUUCCAUUCCCUUUACCUGUCUGAACCAUUUUAACCUACUCUUCUCUAUUCUAAUAUUCGGCUUGUGCACUUCAUUUCAUUCCUAACAUCUGCAGUUCUCAAUCUCUCUGCCCCUUCAUUUUUCCCUAACAUAAUUGCUAGGAAUUUCAUUCCUGUGUCGUGGAUUCUACUUCAACUCUUUUCUCUUCUUGUCCUUGUCCAGGACUUCAGUGUAUAUGUCAGUGUGGGUGUAAAUUAUGUCUUGUACAGCACUUCCUUACGCUUCAUGGGCAUCUCUCUUCCCCAGACCAAGCCCCACAUACACUAGUAAAAUGCAUUGCUAUGUUGUACCCAUUUGCUGAUUUCUGCCUCCAUCCUUGGAAUGCUUUCCCACUGGAAUGGGUAUUAAAAUAUGACAUGGUAGCUAAGGCGUAGGGGAAAGAAUCUAAUUAUGAAAUAUUACAAAAAAGUAUUUUGCAGUUGAAUGUAUUCUGCUCAGAGAACUGGACUCAAUACUGUGUUGUUAUAUGACCCCUUUUUUUCCAUGACUAUAUUUAAAAAUCCCUUAAGGUACAUGUAGCAGUUCAUUCAUUGCAUUCUGCAUGUAUAAUUUGAAUCUUGAGUGUAGUCCUUGUAUGAAGCAGAAGUUGCAUUGAUCAAAUAAGACUGUCAAGUGUAUACCAUAUUUGGCUAAAAUUGUUGUAUAAGGUAUGCAAAAUAAACAACCAUUUUGCAUUGACUAA
Messenger RNA from Schistocerca cancellata (South American locust), 4713 nucleotides. RefSeq names its product mothers against decapentaplegic homolog 3-like. Gene Ontology annotation, molecular function: RNA polymerase II cis-regulatory region sequence-specific DNA binding; I-SMAD binding; DNA-binding transcription factor activity, RNA polymerase II-specific. Gene Ontology annotation, cellular component: heteromeric SMAD protein complex. NCBI's taxonomy places the organism in Eukaryota, Metazoa, Arthropoda, Insecta, Orthoptera, Acrididae. The transcript is spliced from 7 exons. Bases 530 to 1834 code for a protein of 434 amino acids. The record is from RefSeq and is a predicted model, not a curated record. Gene Ontology annotation, biological process: anatomical structure morphogenesis; cell differentiation; SMAD protein signal transduction.